Closterium sp. NIES-65 is the source of this 567-nucleotide messenger RNA. The record is from the annotation of a GenBank genome assembly. Lineage: Eukaryota; Viridiplantae; Streptophyta; Zygnematophyceae; Desmidiales; Closteriaceae.
AUGGCUAACCCCAGUGUCCUUACCUUUGAUGCUGAGGGUCGUGCUGUUGACUUUGAGGUCUGGGUCGAUGACCUCCAGCUGCUCCUACAGUGCGAUAGGGAAGACGGACUCUCCCUAUUCAAUCUCACCUCUGGUGCCUCUCCUACCCCACCUUCUACUGCUGACAGCACUGUUCGCUCACAGUGGGCCAAACGCGAUGCUGCUGCAAGCCUUGCUGUGCGUCGCCACUUACCGACCACUGAGCGUGCGCACUUUAGCCAGUACAAGAGUGCUAAGACCUUUCGGUCGGCGCUGCGUCUGCCUCGAGCGGGAGACGCCGCACCGGCAAGGGAAAGGGGGGCAAGGGCGCUGGAGGGGCUGGCAGGGGCGGUGGAGGUGGUGGUGGAGGCAGUGGAGGGGGUGGAGGUGGUGGUGGGAGUGGUGGCGGGGGUGGAGGUGUCGGUGGCAGCAGUGGAGGCGGUGGAGGCGGCGGCGGUGGCGGAGGGAGCGGAGGCGGCGGAGGUGGCGGAGGCGGCGGCGGCGGCGGUGGAGCUGGUCACGGCUCUGCGCAGAGGAGUGCGGGGUUGA